AUGAAGUUCUUCGAGCUGCAAGAGUCAAUGGCUUGUACGCCGUUCCUGUUGCAUUUUCUUCAGAUCCUUGGCAUACGAGGAGGAGGCCAUGCCGGGUUGUUUCGAUUUGUGGGUGGCCUGCUGGCCGGUUGGACUGUUCUGUGGAUUCCCAAAGCCUUCUUCGGUUUCGGCGACGAGCUGGAUCUGAACAUACGAGGAUAUUCGGAACUGCUGUUUAUGUUCAACAUCGACGCGAGGGCGAUCAUAUUUUACCUGAAUAUUGCGAAAUUGGAUGAGUUUGUCGAGCUGGUGCAAAACGUGUUUAAUCAAGUGACAAAACUGAGCCCAGAUUCUCCGUCGUACACCACGGUUCUCAAGUCAAAUCAAGCGUUGGACCGGAUCGCCAAAACCUACGUGAUAUUUGCAGCCGUUGCUGGGGUCGUUUUUGUAAUUUUUCCGGCAUUGCAAACCAUCGUGAUUUAUACCUUGAACCAUAGAGAUGGCGCUGAAACUCUUAAAUAUGUUACAUCGUCAGUGCACGAGUAA
Messenger RNA from Culex pipiens pallens (northern house mosquito), 525 nucleotides. RefSeq lists its product as uncharacterized. NCBI's taxonomy places the organism in Eukaryota, Metazoa, Arthropoda, Insecta, Diptera, Culicidae. Bases 1 to 525 code for a protein of 174 amino acids. The transcript is spliced from 2 exons. The record is from RefSeq and is a predicted model, not a curated record.